This is a messenger RNA of Setaria italica (foxtail millet), 1095 nucleotides long. RefSeq names its product nucleoporin NSP1-like. The record is from RefSeq and is a predicted model, not a curated record. The coding region runs from base 1 to 1095 and encodes 364 amino acids. NCBI's taxonomy places the organism in Eukaryota, Viridiplantae, Streptophyta, Magnoliopsida, Poales, Poaceae. The transcript has a single exon.
AUGGCAGGCCUUUUCAGCAGCGGCAUGGAACUCCUCGCGAUUGCAGCGAGCCUUCUCAGCGACGGAUUGGAACUUGGCCUCCGCCCAUCGCGCGUCCUCCCGCACCUCCUGCUCGCGCCUCCGCAGAUCAAUGAUGACCUGCUGGGCGGUGGCAACCUGCGCGGUCAACUCUACGGUCCGCUACUUCUCCAAAGUGAAGUGUUCCCAGAGCCCCCGCCCGAGCCGGAGGAAAUCGGACUUUCCCCGGCUACAUUCUUGGAGGGUCUACAAAACAAUACACCAUCAGGGACAGAGCAACGGGAGGAAAAUAACCAACGAAGAAAACACCAUACCCAGCCACCGGGGACGACAACGCCGUCCAGCUCCCCCAACGCCGAAGACAGGGCAGCACGGACGUUAGCAAGUCCACCCUGCAGCGCGUGCCACUUGCCCCACUCCACGGUGUCAUCCAGCGUGAAGAGGGGUCUCUGCGGGUCAUCACGAGACGUCCAAUGCAGCAUAGACCCGUUCCGCACCUUGGGAACGGGAUUGGCCGAGACAAGGGUGGAGGCCGCUCCGGCCGCCCCCGACACCGCCGUCCCUGACGCCACCUUCGAGGUAGGCACCGCAACCCCGGAAGGCGUCGGCCUCACCGACAGUCCCGGCGCACGCGCCCCCACCCCCAUCCAGGCCGCCACGGCCACCGUCGACGCCAAGGCGUGUCCCGACCCGUUCAUCGGCGCCACUGCCUCCAUCACCGAUGCUGGAGUAAGUGUUCCCAUGGCCGCCGCACCCUCCGUCGCGGCCACCAAGGCAGGCGUCCCCGCCCCCGUCGUGGCCUCCGGAGCAGGCACCUCCACCUCCACCGCCGCUACCCCCUCUGCCGCAGCUACCCGGGUGGAAAUCCCCAUCUCCGUCACCGCCGCCUCCUCCGUCGCAGCUACCGGGGCGGGCAUCCCCGCCUCCUCCACUGCCGCUGUCCUUGUCGUGGCCGCGGGGGCAGACUCUCCCUCCUCCAUCGCCACCGCCGUCCCUAUCACAGCCGUUGGGGCAACCGCUCCCGUCUCCGCCACCACCGUCGGAACCGCACGCUCCCCUCCGCCUCGUCGUCAUUGA